GGUCCGUCAAUACAUCAGGUAAAGGAUCGUUUAUUAUAUUUUGGGUCAUAGCGUACGAUCCUUAAAGUUAUAUUCUAUGUAACUUAUCCUGGAUGUCUUUUCCCUUAAUCUACAGGAAUGUAAGACCAUUGCUGGCCUCCCUCAGCCAGCCAUCUCUGUUCACGACGUCAUGCGGAGAAAAGAUAGAAAAGAUACACAAGUGCCUCAAGUCGUUUGUCAAGAGCACUGGUUGCUUAAGCGAGAAAAAGGCAGCAAAAAUGAGCCCAACAAUAGUUAGAAAGCUCAUCGUAUCGAACACAAGGGACUUGGGAUCCCCGACAAAAAGACGCAUUGCAACGGCGAUGGCACACAAACUGUCCACUGCAGAAUUGUACUAUGCAAUUUUGGACAAACAAACUGCAUCUGCCGAGAGGGACGAGGAGUCUGAGGACUAGAGUGUGAUAUCCACCUCUACGUCCUCAAGCAUGAGAAGAGUAUGGUCAAGAAUGUACCACGACAUCAUCGUCACCAACUGCGGCCGUUCCGGAGACGCCGCGAUUCGUAAAGAUGAGAUUAUUGAUUUAUUGCGAAGCACCUUCACCGGAAAUCAAGUCAUCCGGAGGCAAGGCAUAAAGAGAUGCUAUGAGAAAGUUCGCAAUCUAAGAAAGACGCAUGAAGCCUCAAAGAAGUGACUACGAACAUUCUCUACUGUUUGAUUUUGUUUGUUUACAUUGUUGACAUUUCACUUGACAUUUCAUUAUAAAUGGUUUGCAUUGAGGUAACAGCGAUGAGGGACGAUCCCUCAUCGGCAAAUAUGAAGCAAAUUAAAUGGUUUACAUUUUUAUUUGUGAUUUUUCUUUAUUAA
This is a messenger RNA of Nematostella vectensis (starlet sea anemone), 844 nucleotides long. RefSeq lists its product as uncharacterized. NCBI's taxonomy places the organism in Eukaryota, Metazoa, Cnidaria, Anthozoa, Actiniaria, Edwardsiidae. The transcript is spliced from 2 exons. The coding region runs from base 93 to 434 and encodes 113 amino acids. The record is from RefSeq and is a predicted model, not a curated record.